This is a messenger RNA of Ostrinia furnacalis (Asian corn borer), 1561 nucleotides long. Its product is annotated as zinc finger BED domain-containing protein 5-like. The record is from RefSeq and is a predicted model, not a curated record. Lineage: Eukaryota; Metazoa; Arthropoda; Insecta; Lepidoptera; Crambidae. The transcript has 3 exons. Bases 347 to 1561 code for a protein of 404 amino acids.
UAGAGCAGGGUUUCUCAAACAGGGGUACGCGUACCCCUAGGGGUACGCCAUUCGAGGGCAAGGGGUACGCGACAACAUUUACGUAAUGGCGGCUCUAUAACUGGAAGGCGCGCAUGACCGACAUGCAUAGCGGCGCGCACGCGACUGACUGAAUUCGUAGCUCGCUCGCUCUCGCGCGACUCGCGCGCCACGCCGCCCUCCCCCGCCGUUUACGAGUACUUACACUGUACUCCGUUUUUGAUUCAUUUGUUUUACUUUAAUGUGUGAGCAUAUGCGCUUUUUUCGUUGACAGUAAAAUAAAAACAAAGUACUUUCAAUACAUUCACGCGGUUAGCUAGUUUUCAAAAUGAAUGAGUGGUUAAAAACUGGGUCAUUACGCAGAAAAUGUCCAAGUAAUACAUCCAGUUCGCAACCUGCACAAAGUACAUUUACUCCAACUGCGUCUACUUCUGCUGAAAGUUCAGUUUUAAACGAAAAUCCUGCGACAUCGAGAGAACAAGAAAACACAACAUCAUCGACAAAAAAAAGGAAAUAUGACGAAGAUUAUCUGAAAAUUGGAUUUACGUGCAAAGAAGAAUCUCAGUACCCAGAGCCACAGUGUGUAAUAUGUUCAGAAGUUCUCGCAAAUAGCGUGAUGAAGCCAUCAUUGCUGCGAAGACAUUUGGAAACAAAACAUCCGCAGUAUGUAGACAAACCUAUAGAUUUUUUUGUUCGAAAAAAGAAAGAGUUGGAUUCUUCGAAAAAGACUAUGAAAACCGUUUUGGCUACUAACUCUGAAUAUUUACGUGCGUCUUUCCUUGUGGCAUAUAAAAUUGCAAAGACUGGCAAGCCAUACAAUAUUGCUGAAGAGUUGAUUUUACCAGCAGCUAAAGAUAUGGUCAGUUGUGUAUUGGGAGAUAAAUUUUCGAAAUUGUUGGAUAAAAUACCACUUUCAAAUGAUACAGUUGCACGUCGCAUUCAUGAAAUGGCACAUGAUGUUGAACAUCAACUCGCGCAACGAUUACAAAAUAAUUAUUACGCGAUUCAAGUUGAUGAAUCAACAGAUAUUAGUGGAUUACCGAAUUUACUUGGGUUUAUUAGAUAUGUGUAUAAAAAUAAAUGUGAAGAAGAUUUUUUAUUUUGUAAGACCUUGGAGUCUACUACGAAAGGAGAAGAUAUUUUUAACACUAUUCAUGAUUUUAUUGAAAAACAUGGCAUUGAUUGGACAAAGUGCGUUGGCAUAUCCACUGACGGUGCAAAGGCCAUGACAGGAAGGAUAUCUGGACUAAUAUCCAGGAUUAAAAAUCUCGCUCCUGAAGUCAAAAGUGUGCAUUGUGCGUUGCACAGAGAAGCAUUGGCGAGCAAGAAAAUACCUGAUGAUUUAAAAACAGCGCUUUCAGAGGUCGUCAAAAUAAUCAAUUACAUAAAAGCGCGACCGCUAAAUUCAAGACUUUUCGCAUUAUUAUGCCGAGACAUGGGUAGUGAACAUGUUUCACUAUUACUGAGCGAUCCGUUCGCGCGCAUCUCGGAAACAGAUCAGGACGGCAACCACGUGCAGGAGAAGCCUUCGGACUUGCCUUGA